Molecule: messenger RNA, 4056 nt
Organism: Budorcas taxicolor (takin)
Lineage: Eukaryota; Metazoa; Chordata; Mammalia; Artiodactyla; Bovidae
Gene: PDE4B
Product: phosphodiesterase 4B
Exons: 16
Coding region: 1-2211 (736 amino acids)
Biological process (GO): signal transduction
Cellular component (GO): perinuclear region of cytoplasm; cytosol; nucleus
Molecular function (GO): 3',5'-cyclic-AMP phosphodiesterase activity; transmembrane transporter binding
Source: RefSeq, a predicted model, not a curated record
AUGAAGAAAAGCAGGAGUGUGAUGACAGUGACGGCUGAUGAUAAUGUUAAAGAUUAUUUUGAAUGUAGCUUGAGUAAAUCCUACAGUUCUUCUAGUAACACACUUGGGAUCGACCUCUGGAGAGGGAGAAGGUGCUGCUCAGGAAACUUGCAGUUGCCACCACUGUCUCAAAGACAGAGCGGAAGGGCAAGGACACCUGAGGGAGAUGGCAUUUCCAGACCAACCACGCUUCCUCUGAUGACACUGCCAAGCAUUGCUAUUACAACUGUAACCCAGGAGUGCUUUGAUGUGGAAAAUGGCCCUUCCCCAGGUCGGAGCCCACUGGACCCACAGGCCAGCUCUUCUUCUGGGCUGGUUCUUCAUGCUACCUUCCCCGGGCACAGCCAGCGCAGAGAGUCCUUUCUGUACAGAUCAGACAGCGACUAUGACUUGUCACCAAAGGCGAUGUCGAGAAACUCUUCACUUCCAAGUGAGCAACAUGGAGAUGACUUGAUUGUAACACCUUUUGCCCAGGUCCUUGCCAGCUUGCGAAGUGUGAGAAACAACUUCACUCUGCUGACAAACCUUCAUGGAACAUCCAAUAAGAGGUCUCCAGCUGCUGGUCAGCCAUCUGUCUCCAGAGUCAACUUGCCAGAAGAAUCUUAUCAAAAAUUAGCAAUGGAAACGCUAGAGGAACUGGACUGGUGCUUAGACCAGCUAGAGACCAUACAGACCUACCGCUCUGUCAGUGAGAUGGCAUCUAACAAGUUCAAAAGAAUGCUGAACCGGGAGCUGACACACCUUUCAGAAAUGAGCCGAUCAGGGAACCAGGUGUCUGAAUACAUUUCAAAUACUUUCUUAGACAAACAGAAUGACGUGGAGAUUCCAUCUCCCACCCAGAAAGACAGGGAGAAAAAGAAAAAGCAACAGCUCAUGACACAGAUAAGCGGAGUGAAAAAACUGAUGCAUAGUUCAAGCUUAAAUAAUACAAGCAUCUCACGCUUUGGAGUCAACACGGAAAAUGAAGAUCAUCUAGCCAAGGAGCUGGAAGACCUGAACAAAUGGGGCCUUAACAUCUUCAAUGUAGCUGGAUAUUCACAUAAUAGGCCCCUAACAUGCAUCAUGUAUGCCAUAUUCCAGGAAAGAGACCUCCUGAAGACAUUCAAAAUCUCAUCUGACACCUUUGUUACCUACAUGAUGACUUUGGAAGACCAUUACCAUGCAGAUGUGGCGUACCAUAACAGCCUGCAUGCUGCUGAUGUGGCCCAGUCAACCCAUGUUCUUCUUUCUACGCCAGCUUUAGAUGCCGUCUUCACAGAUUUGGAGAUUCUGGCUGCCAUUUUUGCAGCUGCUAUCCAUGACGUUGAUCAUCCGGGAGUCUCCAAUCAGUUUCUCAUCAACACAAAUUCAGAACUUGCUUUGAUGUAUAAUGAUGAGUCUGUGUUGGAAAACCAUCACCUUGCCGUGGGUUUCAAACUCCUCCAAGAAGAACACUGUGACAUCUUCCAGAAUCUCACCAAGAAGCAACGUCAAACGCUCAGGAAGAUGGUUAUUGACAUGGUCUUAGCUACUGAUAUGUCCAAACACAUGAGCCUGUUGGCAGACUUGAAGACAAUGGUAGAAACAAAGAAAGUUACAAGUUCCGGUGUCCUUCUCCUGGACAACUAUACUGAUCGUAUACAGGUCCUUCGCAACAUGGUACACUGUGCAGACCUGAGCAACCCCACCAAGUCCCUGGAAUUGUAUCGACAGUGGACAGACCGAAUCAUGGAGGAAUUUUUCCAGCAGGGAGACAAAGAGCGGGAGAGGGGAAUGGAGAUCAGCCCCAUGUGUGAUAAGCACACAGCUUCUGUGGAAAAAUCCCAGGUGGGUUUCAUCGACUACAUCGUCCAUCCCCUGUGGGAGACCUGGGCGGAUCUGGUUCAGCCUGAUGCCCAGGACAUUCUGGAUACUUUAGAAGAUAACAGGAACUGGUAUCAGAGCAUGAUACCCCAGAGCCCCUCCCCACCACUGGACGAGCAGAACAGAGACUGCCAAGGUCUGAUGGAGAAGUUUCAGUUUGAACUAACCCUCGAAGAGGAGGAUUCUGAAGGCCCCGAGAAAGAUGGCGAGGGCCGCAGCUAUUUUGGCAGCACAAAGACGCUCUGUGUGAUUGAUCCAGAAAAUAGGGAUCCUCUGGGAAAGACUGAGGUAGAUAUCACCACAGAAGACAAGUCCCCGAGCGACACAUAAUCUCCCUCUUCAUGCGGAGAUGAACAUUCCACCCUUGACAAGCAUGCCAGCGGUAUGGUAGGGCCAGCCCGCCAUAGGGGCCAAGGCCUGCACGGGACAAAGGCCAUGUGGCCUUUCCAGUUACUUGAGUUCGGAGCCAGAAUGCAAGACCGUGAAGCAAAUAGCAGCAGCUCAGGAAAUUCCACGGUUGACUUGCCUUGCUUGCAAGCUGAGUGGAGAGCUGAAGCUUUCUGUGGUUCUGGAGGCCAACUGUGCAUCACGACCGAAUAGCUUGAAAGUGGAAGGAAGACACCAAACUGAGAGAUUUUUCUGCACUAUGUUUUGGGCAUCUGUCCCCUCUGGUGACUGAACUGACUAAUAAUGUCAUUUCUAAAUCUGCUUACCUGUCCCCUUGUCUGCCACCCUGUGUGCCUUUUUUUGUAAAACAUUUUCACGUGUUUAAAAUCCUGAUGAAUACCUAGAAUUUAGUAUCAGCUUCUACACAGAUAAGCAUUACAAGCUGACAAAAAAUUCUGACUCUUUCUGAGGGGGAAAAAAAAAAGGAAAGGAAAUUGUCUUCCUUCUUUCUUGGGCAAUAUCUUUUACUCAACUGCAGUUACUUUUGCAAAUAGAAAGGCUAUACUUCUAACCACAUUCAACUUCCUUCCCCUAUGGUUCCAAACAACUCCUCAGUUGCCCUUAUAACAGAUCUCUGUCUGCUUGCUUUGAACAGUACUUUUUCUCCUCUAGAAUUGCACUUCUUUGCUAUAAACAGAAUAAAGUUGAACAAACUAAGGGGUAGGAAUGGGUAGUUGUCUUGUUCACAGUAACAGUCUGUGUAGAAUUCCGCUUCACAAGGCAGUUGCCCUGUCGGGUCCUGAACCCCUGUGCCGCUGGGGUUGCAGGAUCCCCAUCCUGUUCUCUUGCUCCCCUCUUCAUGCUCACACCAGUUACACUGUUUCCAAUUUAAUGCUGCCGUCUUUCUCGUGCACUGCCUUCUGUGCUAACACCUCCAUUUCUGUUUAUAACCAUGUAUUUAUUACUUAAUGUAUAUAAUGUAAUGUUUUGUAAGUUAUUAAUUUAUAUAUCUAACAUUGCCUGCCAAUGGUGGUGUUCAAUUUGUGUAGAAGACUCUGCCUAAGAGUUGCAACUUUUCUUGUAACGUUUUGUAUUGUGUAUUAUUAUAUAACCUGAACAUUGCUGAAGAGAUGUCCCCCUCGCCAGUUGGGUCUGCCCUUUUCCUGGUCCGAGUUGCUAAUACUGCUCAACUCCUUCAUGAACUGGUUUUGAAAACAGGACUCUCACAUUAGAUACUAAUGGUUUCUACUGAGCUUUUACUUUUGUAUAGUUUGAUGGGGUGUGGGGGCAGUGGGCUGUGGUUUUUACCCCUGUUCUAUUCAAAUCUGUACACAUGAGUUGAGUUUUAACUGAGUUCUUCUAUAACUGAGGCUUCAGUUUAACAAGAAACACUACGUUCGGUUUAACAAGCAACUCACCAAUCAUUCUUCUGAGAGUCCCCAAACUACUGACUUUAAAGAGAAAGCUCCCAGCCUGCCAUUAAGCAGGAAUGUCAAUGUUCCGAUUAAUUACUAAAGAAAACAAUAAAAACAAUGUGAAUUUUACAAUGAAAUGUGAACUGACAUAGUAAAUUAUGCAAAUGUGAAGCUUCUGAUAACACUUGCUAGACCUCUGUCUGGCUUCAGUCUCUGUAAUAUCUAUAUCAUGCUUUCAGUUCAGCAUUGUGACUCAGUAGUUCAAGAAAUGGCACAAAUGUGCAUGACCAAUGGGUUUCUAUGUCUAUGAACACUGCUUAUUUCAGGUGGACAUUUUAUUGUUUUCCAAAGUUUCUCACAAUGUAUGUUAUAG